AUGGCGCGUGUCAACAACGAAAUUCAUCUUGAAAUCGAGGAACCCAGUAUUGAUACAGAUAAACUGAGCUACGAGAUUUUUUCUCUAUUAGAGAGCAAGUUUUUGUUUGGUUACGAUGACCAGAAACUUUGGGUUCCCAAACAAAUUGAUCCUGCAACUGAACAACCCAAAAAUGACGUCGUUUUCACCGCCUCAUUCGAUGACGACGGUGUUCAAGCGGUCAAAAAUCAGAGAGGAAAAAUCUGCAUUUUAAGCAUUGAUGGUGGUGGAAUGAAAAGCAUCAUAUCGGGGAAAGCAUUGGCCUAUCUGGAAACAGCUUUGAAGAAUAAGUCUGGAAAUCCAGACGCCAGAAUCGCCGAUUACUUUGACGUUGCCGCCGGCACCGGCGUCGGUGGGAUUUUCACGGCGAUGCUCUUUGCCACCAACGAUCGGAAUCGACCGGUAUUUCACGCCGAUGAAACGUGGAAAUUCCUCGCUGCGAAGGGGAAACAAAUCUAUCGCUGCUCAAAAUCAAAUCAUCCUAAGGCUAAUUUCUUCAAGCGGGCCUUUAAUAAAAAAACCACCUCCGGUUUAGAGAAGGCGAUGAAGGCGGCUUUCAAAGAUGAAAAAACCGGCCGGAAUUUAACGCUGACGGACACAUUAAAACCGGUUUUGAUACCGUGCUACGAUCUUUCUAGUACGGCGCCGUUUUUGUUUUCCCGAGCCGACGCUCUGGAAUCAAACGGCUACGAUUUUAAGCUGUGGGAAGUUUGUUUAGCCACUUCAGCACAGCCGGGUGUGUUCGACCCGGUUUGCAUGGAAUCAGUUGACGGGUCGACCCGUUGUGUGGCGGUGGACGGCGGGUUGGCGAUGAACAAUCCGACAGCAGCUGCUAUUACGCACGUGCUGCAUAACAAACAAGAGUUUCCCUUUGUGAGAGGAGUCGAGGACAUUUUAGUACUUUCACUCGGUUCGUGUGGGCAGCUAUUGGGAGGGAGCUUUGACUUUGACCAAGGCAAGAAAUGGAAGGCCAAGGAUUGGGCUCGGCCCUUGGCUCGGAUUUCGGGUGAUGGUUCUGCCGAGCUGGUUGACCAUGCCGUGGCUAUGGCGUUUGGCCACUGCCGGAGUGGCAAUUAUUUUCGAAUCCAGCCGGAGCUGAUUCAAACAGUUUUCGUUUCCCAACUUCCAAUGAAUUUUGGUCUAAGUGUUAUUGGUGAACCAAUUUUCUACUUAAAAAACGAGAUACAUGAUUCUACUUGCAGUAGAGAAUUUGAUUCAGCAAAUGGAUCGAGUUUUGGCCAUUGUGGGGCGAAUGUCGACACAGAUCCUAGUCCUAGCAAUGUAAAAAUGCUAGCUGGAAUAGCUGAUGAAAUGCUUAAACAGAAGAAUGUAGAAUCCGUUCUCUUUAGUGGUAAGAAGAUAGGAGAACAAAGCAAUCUUGAGAAACUCGACUUAUUUGCUGAACAACUU
Molecule: messenger RNA, 1449 nt
Organism: Olea europaea var. sylvestris
Lineage: Eukaryota; Viridiplantae; Streptophyta; Magnoliopsida; Lamiales; Oleaceae
Product: patatin-like protein 6
Exons: 4
Biological process (GO): lipid metabolic process
Source: RefSeq, a predicted model, not a curated record